AUGGCUGUCGUAUGCGAGAUGAACCUAGCCGAUGCUGACCUGGGGAUAUUGGGGAGAGUGGACCGUGGAGAAAGACCGCGGAGAGAGAAGGGCCCAAUCUACUUCCUCGUUUACAUAGGCUGUUUUGUAGGGCCUAGCGAGAAACUUUGGAUGAUUGAAAGGGGGCCGACACUACGCCGUCCGUGGGCGAAUGCGACCCUAGACGGCACCAGGUGGACAUGGCCGACGAUGAUUUGCCCAGCGUCGGGCAGUGAGAGAUGGAGCCGUUGGACGGAGGCCGGUCAAUUUGACGAGCCAAAGCGGUGCCGUGGAGGGAUCCGGGGAAACCUCACCACGCGGGUGACACUAGCGGUGGAAGACCCGAGUCGGGGGAGUCCAAGCCCCAAACAACGGAUUGCCCGAGCCUAUGUUGAUGAUGACCAGCAACAACAUCAGCAGGAUCAUGCCGCGGCCGGUGGAUCGACAAUAAAAUCUGCCUAUUCCGGUGGUGGCGUACGAUGGUGUUGGAAGAAGCAAUGUGCCAAGCGCAAUAUUUGUAGACGAAUAGAAGAGAAGGAGAGGCACAACGAAAGAAUCCCUUGCGCCGUGGUGGUUGCAGCCGUGAUGCAGUUUGUGCUACAGUCCGAGGAGAAGUUCACGAGCCAGAGGAAUAAAAAGACGGGGUUGCCCAUCCUCGAGGCAAGAUCGACAGCAUCAAAGCAUCUCCAGAGUUCUUGCCCGAACUCUAUCCAGGUUUAUCAUCGGACAUCAUUAUUAUCGGCAUAUUUACGGAGUUAUAUCCGCAUAGCCGUCAUUGGAACGAGAGCCCGUCAGCAGAGUGCAGUAGACACAGUAGUAGACGUAGCAGGCCCUUGGAAGCGGUCCAAGAGGGGACUGAGACUCGAGAGAUUCCACGGCAUUGAGAAUCCGGUAUACCCGAGCCCCGGAUAA
This is a messenger RNA of Aspergillus wentii DTO 134E9, 930 nucleotides long. RefSeq lists its product as uncharacterized. Bases 1 to 930 code for a protein of 309 amino acids. The transcript has 2 exons. Lineage: Eukaryota; Fungi; Ascomycota; Eurotiomycetes; Eurotiales; Aspergillaceae. The record is from RefSeq and is a predicted model, not a curated record.